AUGGUUGCAAGAGAUCCGAGCCCAGAUCCGAGCCCAGAUCCGGCCCAUUUGCUCCAUACGUCGUAUAGCUUCCACAGAGGUUCAGGAAACCGCCAUACUUCGACUUUCGAACUUCUAACACUCCGAAACUUCUCCCAAAUCCUCCAUCUCUUACCCAAACUCCCAUCUCCUCUAUUAUUCACUCAACCCACUCCAUCCAUGGCCGAAACCGGUGAAAGUGGCGGCAAUGGUGGUGCCGGCGAAGGGAGGAUCCAAGCAAGGGGUGAAAUUGAGACCCCGGGGGCACAAAUCGACGAUCAAUCGACAGCGGGGGCUUCGUCGAGUAUCAGUGCAGGCAGUGCAGGCGGCGACGGUGAUCGCGGUGGCCAUGCAGUGGGGGCGGUUGGCGGCGACGAGCGGCGUACGCCAGGGCCAGAGGGGCGUACGCCAGGUGUUAUUAGCACAGGGGGCCCACGGGUUCGUCGCUUGGACCCACGAAGUGGAGUAGAGGGCGUCGUGAUCACGGGGUUAGGCCCGGUUGUGGCCGGCGGUAGUGGCAGUGGUGAUGUUGGUGAUGAUGGUGGAGAUGGUGGUCGACCGGGGACUCCACCGAGGGAUCCGGCAAGGGGCAAGGCUCCUGCAGUUGAGGAGGGUGCAUCCGGAGAGGUACCCGUGGAGGAAGUGGAGUUCCGGCCAGCGGUGGGCUCCUCGGUUCACGUCCCCAUCACUCGGGGGGACUUUGCAGAGUUCGUGUCCGAGGAGGAACUCGGCCGGUUGCUCCGGGAGAACCCGGGGGUGGUUGCUGCAGUAUUGGCUGCACGGGAGGACCGGGCCCGGCAGGUUGAGCGGGCGCAGGAGGAGGAGCGCCUGAGAGAGGAGGCCGAGAGGGCCAGGGCCGAUGAGGAGGCCUUUGAGAGCGAGGCCGGGGCAGCAGAGGAGGCGCAGGGUGAGGUGUGGUCUUUUGAGCGGGCGGUGACGCUUGCGGAGUCCAUACGGCUUGCACCCCGUGGCCAGUUUGACGCGGCCACGUAUGCCCCGCCCGAGUCACACCUGUUUAUACCCUCCGGGGUUGAGAGCCUCGCGCCUUUGAGGGAGAGCUAUGACGCCGAGCUGAUACUGAGGGACCCUCAGAGGCACCUGUCAGUGGACUGGGCACAGAGGGGAGCAGCCAGCACCCGUGGCCAUGGUGGUCCGGCGAGUUCGCUCGAGCUGUACAGGAGUUUGCCCGAGCAAGUCAGGGCUUUGGUUGACGCGGCAGGAUUCCGGCCCUUUAUCCUUACGCUAACGCCCGUGAGAAGCGACCACGCUCUGUUGACGGCACUGGCCGAAAGGUGGUGGGAUUCUUCGAGCACCUUCCACCUGCCGAUUGGAGAGAUGACGGUGACUCCGUCAGACUUCGCAGCGCUCACCGGCCUGAGGGUAGGAGGGGAGCCCAUUCCGUUCGACUCGGAGAUGUACAGGGACUCUGAGGCUCUGGCGUGGUUUUUGGGGCGGGCGCCGGCAGGCGAGGCGGAGACUGUCCACUAUGACCAGUUCAAGCGGUAUCUGCACGGGAGGGAGCCUGAGUCGGACUUGGAGGCGGAGCAGAUGGCGAGGGCCUACUUGUUGUACUUGUUCGGGGCUACGUUGUACCCGAACAAGCGGUCCACGGUGCACUUGUCCUACUUGCCAGCCCUUUACGACUUGAGCACAGCCUCGAGCUUUGACUGGGGAGGAGCAGCGCUGGGUACCUGCUAUGGUUUCAUGGGGGCUUUCUCGCGCGGGAAGAAGGCGGCUGCCGGUUACUGGAGGGUGUGGGAGCUAUGGGCCUACGAGGUGUUGAAGAUGUACCCUCCGGAGAACAAGUGCCCGAACCUGAGGAUGCUUCCCCGUGCCAUGAUCUGGGGGCCUAUGUAUAGCGGGAAGAAGAAGUCAAGAGGGAGCCUCCUAGCUUUCCGGACCUACCUCGACGAGCUGUCUGGCACUCAGGUGGAUUGGAACCCCUGGAGCGGCGCUGAGCCUGAGCCGGAGUACCUGGCAGAGAGCAGGGUGGUGACUGCGAGCCGGGUGCUGUUGGAGUCGGCCUUCGGGUGGCGGUGGUACCUGGGUGACCGGGUGACACGGCAGUCACUAGGUGCCCUUGACUUUCAGGUGCCCGGGCCACUGCCUCGCCACGCCUCCCAUACGGACAGGUACACCCUGGCUGAGCUGAGGCGCUUCACCGUUCCGACCGGGCUGGCUGCUUUUCUGAGGCCCGAGCGUGACUAUGCUGUCUAUCGGAGGCAGCACUUGGCGAGGCCGCUCGGCGUGCUGGAGCAUGUCGCCGUGCAGAGCGAGGCGCUUGAGGCUGGCGAGGAGAGGCGGAGCCGGGAGAGCAGGGCAGCUCAGCCGCGAGAGAGGAGUGACUACGCCACAGCGACCGGGCUGCCUCGGCUUUCUUGGACCCUAGCAGUGCGGGAUGCCCAAGGAGAGGAGGCCAUUGUUCAGUUCGAGCCUGCCAGGACAGAUCCGGCAGAGACAGUAGGACCGGCCCCGAUGGAAUGGGUGCGGGAGGCAGCUCGGUUGAUAAAGGCCAUGGAGAAAGAGUUCCAUAAGAUAGCUGGCGGUGCCUCUUUGCAGCUGCAGUACCCACCUCCAGCUCCGGCUCCUGCCGUGCAGCCUCAGGAACAUGCUAGGGCGGCUCCUAGGAGGAAGAGCGUGCGGCCUCCUCCAACAAAGAAGGCAGCUUCAAGCUCCUCGCAGCCGGCAGCCAGGGUGGAGCGGGUAGCACAGACCACUCCGGCCAGCGAGGGGCUCCAGUUCCGUCGAGAGCUGAGGAAGAGGCCUGCCGAGAAGAAGCCUGCCGAGGGGCCCACGCAGAAGAAGAGGAGAGAAGAGGAGGAAGAAGCAGAGGAAGAAGAAGAGGAAGAAGAAGAAGAGGAGAGUACGUCCCUCAGCAGCGGCUCCGACUCGGCGAGCGACCCUAGGUUCCGUAUCGACCCUCGAGAGGUGGAGGACAGCGAGGAGGACGGCGACGAGGAGGACCUUUUUGACGACUGAGGGCUAUCACCGAGCCUUAGUCUACUUUGCUAGUAUUUGAUACUUUUGAUACUUUGGUA
Molecule: messenger RNA, 3056 nt
Organism: Rhododendron vialii
Lineage: Eukaryota; Viridiplantae; Streptophyta; Magnoliopsida; Ericales; Ericaceae
Exons: 6
Coding region: 1-2997 (998 amino acids)
Biological process (GO): meristem maintenance; meristem development
Source: RefSeq, a predicted model, not a curated record